Aspergillus tanneri is the source of this 345-nucleotide messenger RNA. RefSeq lists its product as uncharacterized. The coding region runs from base 1 to 345 and encodes 114 amino acids. Lineage: Eukaryota; Fungi; Ascomycota; Eurotiomycetes; Eurotiales; Aspergillaceae. The record is from RefSeq and is a predicted model, not a curated record. The transcript has a single exon.
AUGGAGUCCCUACAUACUCAGGGUCAGAAGGGGACGAAUUUUAACCCAAACAAGGCUAUUCUUGCUUCUUCGGUUAGUCGAUAUGUGUUCAAGGAUGGAAGGAUCACUGUACGACCGGAAAGUGUUCUCGGACACAACGAUCUGUACCCCGUGACAGAGGUGGAGGUAGAUGCCGAAGACAGACACAGCCAGGGGCCGGAGGCCGUCGAACGAGUCUCGGAGAUCUUUGCAAGACAGAGACAGCGCGGGUUAGAAGUUGCGAGCUUCUUUCAUGGAUUAGACACACUACCUUCACAGUUCGGGGAUACAGCUUCGUCGGUUCUUGGGCGUUACACUGACUUAUGA